Molecule: messenger RNA, 1864 nt
Organism: Peromyscus californicus insignis
Lineage: Eukaryota; Metazoa; Chordata; Mammalia; Rodentia; Cricetidae
Gene: Adad2
Product: adenosine deaminase domain containing 2
Exons: 9
Coding region: 30-1796 (588 amino acids)
Biological process (GO): RNA processing; adenosine to inosine editing
Cellular component (GO): nucleolus; cytoplasm
Molecular function (GO): double-stranded RNA adenosine deaminase activity; tRNA-specific adenosine deaminase activity; double-stranded RNA binding
Source: RefSeq, a predicted model, not a curated record
AAGGGCGCGGCGCGAGUUCUGGUGUGGCCAUGGCGAGCGUGGACGAGGGUGGGCGCAGGAGGCCUCGACUGGCAGCGUCGCUGCAGAUCAGCCCCGGACCCUGGAGGCCCUCGGGAGACCAGGAGUCCACGGAGGCUGGGGGCAGGGCACCUGGGACCCCUGAACCUGGGGUGGUUAGGGAGCAGGAGGCCCGCGAGGAGGCCUGUAAGGCCCCGAGGGGCUCGGUCCUGCGCGCGGGGGCCGCGGGCGACUUCCUUAUGGACACCCGGGGGCUUAGCCUGCUGCCCAGGGACCCGCCCCCAGUGCAGGCGGUGGCCCUGCUCACUCAGUGCGUGGCUAACCUGGGCAUCUCUCUGACCUUCCUGGAGGACCAGACCGCAGGUCCAGACUCCUCAUUCUCUGUGUGUGCAGAGCUGGAUGGGUUGGUCUGUCCUGCGGGAACAGGGAAAAGCAAGAUGGAGGCCAAGCAGCAGGCAGCGCUCUCUGCCCUUCAGUAUAUCCGGAAGCAUCUGGAAAGACCAGAGCCCCCUGUGACUCCCCGCCGGUCUCUGCUCACCUCCCUCGGCACAGAAAAUAUCCUGACCCAUGAGCAGCGCUGUGCAGCUGUGGUCAGUGCCGGCCUGGACCGACUGCUGAAUGAGAGCUCGCCAUACCAGGCCUGUAAGGGGACGGUGGCCGCAGUCAUCCUGGAGAGGGGUAGGAACUGCCCUGCCCCCACCCCAGCUCUACACACAAGCUCAGGCUCCUGGCCUGAGUCUUCUGUCCCUUCCUGCACAGAGGUCCAAGGCACGGUUGGUCACUCCAAGGAGACCUACGAGCUGGUGGCGCUGGGCACGGGCAGCAGCAGCUAUACCGGCUGGCUGGAGUUCUCCGGCCGACGGCUCCAUGACUGCCAUGGUCUGGUCAUCGCCCGCAGGGCCCUGCUGAGGUUCUUCUUCCGGCAGCUCCUGCUGGCCACACAGGGGGGUCCCAAGGGCAAGGAGCGGUCCGUGCUGGCCCCCCAGCCUGGGCCUGGACCCCCCUUCGCCCUCAAGCCCGGGGUCUUCCUGCAUCUGUAUGUGAGCAACACCCCCAAGGGGGCAGCCCAUGACAGCUACUUUCCACUGGCCUCAGAAGACAGUGACCUGCACAGAUCAGCCUUCCGCCUGCAGGUCCAUGUCUGUGGGGAGCUGAAACCUGUAUCCUAUGCCGCACCCGCCCUCCGCAAUACCCACGUGGGCUGCCUUUCAGCCAGUGACAAGCUGGCGCGGUGGGCUGUCCUUGGGCUGGGCGGUGGGCUGCUGGCCCACUUCCUGCCACCACUCUAUGCCACCAGUCUUAUCUUAGCUGACCCCUGCCAUGACCCUCCAACUGUGAACAGGGCCAUUCAUUCCCGGCCUAGACUGGACAGUGUCUUGGGGUCAUGUCUUCCAAAUCCAUAUGUCCGCACCACCUUGCACCUGUUUGCUGGGCCUCUGGUGGCCCCCUCCGACCCCAUGCCCAGUACCUGCCAUGGCCUGAGCCUCAACUGGAGCCUGGGGGAUCCUGACAUCGAAGUUGUUGAUGUGGCCACUGGAUAUGUGAAGGCUGAGGCCAGCAUUGGACCCCCCUCCCGCCUCUGUAAAGCGGCCUUUCUCGCAGCGUUCCGCCAGGUUGCCAAAGCUCUGGAGAAGCCCCAGCUCCUGUCUCUGGAUACCUAUGAGGCUGCCAAGGCUGUGCCCUACAGGGAAGCUCGCCAGCAGCUCUCUCUCCUGCUGGACCUGCAGGGCCUGGGGGCCUGGCCCUCAAAACCACUGGUGGGUAAAUUCAGACACUGAUCCAGACUUCGAGGGACAAGGACCCUAGUGGACUUGGACCUCUACAGUGGGAGGACCUACUGGGGGCC